Endocarpon pusillum Z07020 is the source of this 1482-nucleotide messenger RNA. RefSeq names its product COP9 signalosome complex subunit 2. NCBI's taxonomy places the organism in Eukaryota, Fungi, Ascomycota, Eurotiomycetes, Verrucariales, Verrucariaceae. The coding region runs from base 1 to 1482 and encodes 493 amino acids. The transcript is spliced from 2 exons. Gene Ontology annotation, biological process: protein deneddylation. The record is from RefSeq and is a predicted model, not a curated record. Gene Ontology annotation, cellular component: COP9 signalosome.
AUGUCUGACGAUGAUGACUUUAUGCAGGAGUCUGACCCUGAGCAAUACGACUUCGAGUAUGAGGAUGAUGACGAGGAAGAAAGCGGCGAUGUUGACAUAGAAAACAAAUACUACAACGCAAAGCAAAUCAAAGCCGACAGCCCUGAAGAUGCCAUUGACGAAUUUCUCGGUGUACCAGCCCUUGAAGACGAGAAAGGUGAUUGGGGUUUCAAAGGUCUCAAACAAGCCAUCAAACUAGAGUUCAAGCUGGGCCGGUACGACUCUGCAGUUGAGCAUUACAAAGAGCUUCUCACAUACGUCAAGUCUGCUGUGACUCGAAACUACUCGGAGAAGUCGAUAAACAAUAUGUUAGACUUCAUCGAGAAGUCUUCCGACGACCGGAAAGCGUACAAGUGUAUGGAGGAAUUCUACUCGCUCACUUUAAACUCAUUUCAGAGUACCAAUAACGAGAGGUUAUGGCUGAAGACUAAUGUCAAGCUAGCAAAGCUAUGGCUUGACAAGAAGGAGUACGAUCAGCUGAGCAGGAAAGUCAGAGAACUCCAUAAGGCUUGCCAAAAGGAGGAUGGCACAGAUGAUCCCGCCAAAGGAACAUAUUCACUAGAAGUGUAUGCGCUCGAGAUUCAGAUGUAUGCCGACACUAGGAACAACAAGAGGCUAAAGGCACUGUAUCAGCGCGCUCUGACCGUCCGCUCGGCGGUCCCACAUCCCAAGAUCAUGGGGAUCAUCCGAGAAUGCGGAGGGAAGAUGCACAUGAGCGAGGAGAACUGGAAAGACGCCCAGAGCGACUUCUUCGAGUCGUUCAAGAAUUAUGACGAGGCCGGGUCCAUGCAGCGAAUACAAGUUCUCAAGUAUCUUGUUUUAACCACCAUGCUAAUGAAGUCUGACAUCAAUCCCUUUGACUCUCAGGAGACCAAGCCCUACAAGAAUGACCCUCGCAUCUCGGGCAUGACAAAUCUUGUGGAUGCUUAUCAACGGGAUGAUAUUCACCAAUAUGAGAAAAUCCUCAAAGAGAACCAGGAUGUAUUGGCAGAUCCGUUCAUUGCUGAGAACAUCGACGAAGUCAGCCGCAACAUGCGGACCAAGGCGGUUCUGAAACUGAUUGCUCCCUACUCAAGGUUUACUCUUGCCUUUAUCGCUAAACAGAUCAAGAUUUCAAUCGCGGAGGUCCAGGAUAUCCUUGGUGUCCUAAUCGUGGAAAGAAAACUCAAGGCCAAGAUCAACCAGGAGAGUGGCACAGUAGCCGUGCAAAGUACGAGCAACUUAGAUCACUUGCAGCGAGUGCGCGAUUGGAACAAGGCUCUCGAAUCCCUCUGGAGCACUGUGCUAAUUGAGGGCGAAGGUUUCAAAAAUGAAGACCCUCACGGGUUUGGCAGUGGUAUUGGGCCAUCGUUCGACGGAGGCCAGGACUCGUUCUGGGGCAAUGGAAUGAGUAUGAGAAGGAAGGGACCACUACGCGGUAGGGGUCAAAAGAUGCAUGGCUAG